AUGUGCCUAUUCAUAUCUAUCUAUCUAUCUGUGCCUGUUCAUAUCUAUCUACAUGUACCUGUUCAUAUCUAUCUAUCUAUCUAUCUAUCUAUCUAUCUAUCUAUCUAUCUAUCUAUCUAUGCCUGUUUCUAUUUGCCUCAAACAUGCUAUUUCUGUCUGUUCAUAUCUAUCUAUCUAUGCUUGUUCAUAUCUAUCUAUCUAUCUAUACUUGUUCAUAUCUAUUUAUCUAUCUAUCUAUGCUUGUUCGUAUCUAUCUAUGCCUGUGCCCACCGUUCAUAUCUGUGUAUGUCUGCUCAUAUCUAUCUAUCUGUACCUGUUCAUAUCUCUAUCUCUCUAUGUCUGUUCAUAUCUAUCUAUCUUCUCGGGCGUUAUAUAACGAACUGCAGUGAGUUACAAAUAAACGUCACUUCCUGCGAAGUCGUCAACAACGGAGUGAACGCCACCAUCGUGCAGAAUGGAGUGAGAAAUGUAACUACCAACUUAGAAAGAUGUCACCAUCUUUUUGCCAGUGCCAACCUGAGUGAUGCGAUUAUCGGCGUCAUUCUCUUGGUCUGUUCGCUUUUUAUGCUUUGCGUCUGUCUAAUCUGCAUCGUCAAAAUUCUUCACACUGUCAUGAAAGGCAGCACGGCCAAAAUGAUUAAGAAAAUGGUCAACGCUUCCUUUCCGAAACCAUUUGGCUUUCUCACUGGUUACCUCGCCAUUCUGGUUGGCACGGCACUGACUUUCCUCGUUCAGAGCAGCUCCAUUUUCACGUCGACCCUCACCCCUCUGGUCGGCAUCGGCGUGAUCACUUUAGAGCGAAUGUAUCCGUUAACUCUCGGAGCAAACAUUGGAACCACUGCUACAGCUAUUAUGGCGGCAAUGACGGCCUCCGGGCAUAGUCUGUCCCCGGCACUGCAAGUCGCCUUCUGUCAUUUAUUCUUCAAUAUUACAGGAAUUGUGAUUUGGUACCCGAUUCCUGUGUUACGACGCGUACCACUAAAUUUAUGCAAAUCAUUAGGUAACACAACAGCCAAAUAUCGAUGGUUCGCCUUAGUUUACUUGUUUGGGAUGUUCCUUCUUCUUCCGGCAUUGACGUUUGGUGUCUCUUUAGGAGGUUGGCCAGCUUGGGUUGGUGUCUUUGGCCCAAUUGUACUCUUGAUUCUCUUUGCGAUUGUUGUCAAUAUCCUGCAGAGGAAAUGUCCUCGGGUUUUGCCGAAACGAAUGCAAACUUGGGACUUUUUGCCGUUAUGGAUGCACUCUCUGAAGCCGUACGACAAGCCAAUGAUCUCAUUGAGUAAUGCAUUUGGAAAAUGUAAACAGAAGGUCUGCUGUUCGGGCAAGAAACCAAAGAUGAGCGAAUUAAAGGCAGAAACCAAUCUUGCCAUGUCAAAAUCGACGGAGACUCUUUGA
Messenger RNA from Acanthosepion pharaonis, 1392 nucleotides. NCBI's taxonomy places the organism in Eukaryota, Metazoa, Mollusca, Cephalopoda, Sepiida, Sepiidae. The record is from the annotation of a GenBank genome assembly.